AAGAUAAGCUGAUGACUCUUGGUCACAGUUAUGAACUCUUGGUUCAUUUUCAAGCGCAAGCUAUGACUCUUGGUUAUAGUGACGAACUCUUGCACUGGGUUGCAAAAAGAAAGAAAAUGAAGCCGGAUACGACACUUAACAUUAAGACGCUACAGGUAGAACACCAGAUUUUAACAGCCGGAAAUUCUGGAUUCCAAAAUAUUGAUAAUCAUCAGAGAAAACAUUAUCAAGAAGAAACGACAGAUAAUGUUGAAUUGGAAAAGUUCAAUGAUGAUGAGCAUUCCACGUCUAAUUCCAAAAUUGAUCAUAAACAAAAGCAACGUAAGACUAAAAGUGGAAGAAUUAUUAUACCGGAUUAUAAUGAAGAUUCUUCGGAUGUUGUCGAAGAAGCAGGAUUGGAUCGAAGUAAUAUUAGACAUGAGUCAUCGACACCAUCAAAAAAAAACGAUGUCGAAGUUGACGAGAUAGAUAUGACGCUGUCAGAGAAUCCAAUCGUUGAGAGAUUGAUGAAAGCUGGUGGAAUUGGUCGAUAUAAAAUUGUCUUUUUGCCGGAGGAAAACGAUUGUGAUGCAAUCAAGUUAACACUCAAUAAAAAUGAAUGGUCAAAACUAGAAACAGAUUGGUUUGAUGCUGAGAAGACCACGGUACCUUCCAAUAGUGGAAUGAACGAGAAUACUGUGAUUGUAAGUCGUGACAAAUAUAGUUUUACUCGAGAAUGGCCUACGCAAUGGAUCAAAUCAGUUUGUAAUGCAUUUUUACUGUGUUUCCAACUACCAAUAAACCCACUUCACGAUUGUAAUUUAUCCGAAUAUUCCUAUAGAGAUAAGAUUGUUAAUCGUAUUAUAGAGGAUACUUUUCUAGACACAUAUAAUUUUGUUCAUGUUAUGACGGGUGAAGUCGAAAACACAGAUCGUAAAGAUCAGAAAAAUUCUGCAAGACCACAAGGGCAACGACGUUCUGUUGGAUGGGAUCAUGACGCUGUAAUAAUAAUGAAGGCAAACAAUGUUGAUUAUCAAAUAGGGUUCGGUGAGGUCGUAGGUAACGCCUGCAUACAUGACGAUAAAAAAAUGACAGAGGAUCAAGAGAAAAUGUUAAAAGCGAUGCAACUUGGAUUAUUCCGAUUACGAAAAUUACUCUGUCAACAAGAAGUGGAUGAAAACGGAAUUCGUAAAGCUGAAACAUUCGGCAUUCUUGUUUAUAGAAAAACUUUUUGUUUCUAUUCUAUGCAUUAUAUUGACGGCUUAUAUCUAGUAGAUCAGUUUGAAGGAUUUACAAUUCCGGAUAAUUCCGGUCAAUUUGUAGAACUUUUAAAUAUUAUAGAAAUAAUGUUUUCUUUUAAGCAACGUGUCAUGAAUCUUCAUAACUUUGUUCAAAGUUUGUUUAAUAAACAAAAAUGUAAAUUUCGGCGAAGAUUUCUUACUAAUGAAAGUGCUAUUAAGGCUUCACCAAAAAAACG
Funneliformis geosporum is the source of this 1456-nucleotide messenger RNA. Lineage: Eukaryota; Fungi; Glomeromycota; Glomeromycetes; Glomerales; Glomeraceae. The record is from the annotation of a GenBank genome assembly.